Hippocampus comes (tiger tail seahorse) is the source of this 2857-nucleotide messenger RNA. RefSeq names its product deltaB (gene dlb). Gene Ontology annotation, cellular component: membrane. Gene Ontology annotation, molecular function: calcium ion binding. Gene Ontology annotation, biological process: cell communication; Notch signaling pathway; multicellular organism development. NCBI's taxonomy places the organism in Eukaryota, Metazoa, Chordata, Actinopteri, Syngnathiformes, Syngnathidae. Bases 223 to 2106 code for a protein of 627 amino acids. The record is from RefSeq and is a predicted model, not a curated record. The transcript has 7 exons.
AAAUCAAAACAAAGUAGAGUGCGGAGGGAAGAUAGUGUUAGCGAGAAAAGAGGAAAAACCACGCAAAGGGCACUAAAGGGAUCGGAUAGUUCAGCGUAAUUCGUGUUUUGGGGGAUUGGUAUACGUUUCGGGGAUUUUUGUGGAAUUACUGCGCACGACGAAUGACUGCAUCCACUUAAAUUUGGGAAGCAAGGAACAAACAAAAAAAAAGUCUGAGAGGAAAUGGCACAUGUACACCUGAGAUACCUUUUGGCUUGGUCGUUGGUGAACAUUGUGUUAUCUUCCGGAGUGUUUGAGCUGAAAAUCAAUUCAUUCCACACGGCACAGCGCAUUUGCAGGAGACAUCGGGACUGUCACAUAUUUUUUAGAAUUUGCCUCAAGCACCCGGAAGAUGUUAUCUCUGCAGAGCCGCCGUGCACGUUUGGGACCGGCCAAACUAAUGUCAUCAGGGCGGAUCACACGUCAAUCUCCAGCAGUGCCCCAAUCAGGGUGCCUUUCCACUUCAAAUGGCCGGGGACAUUUUCGUUGAUCAUUGAGGCUUGGAACGCAGAAUCCCCAACUGAAUACACAGACAACCAAAACAAUCUGGUCAAUCGCCUGGCGACCAGGAGGAGACUCGCCAUCGGGGAGGAUUGGUCCCAGGAUGUGCACUUCGGAGAGCAGAGUGAACUGCGUUAUUCUUACCACGUCUUCUGUGACGAAUACUACUUCGGAGACGGAUGUGCCGAGUACUGCAGGCCGCGGGAUGACACACUGGGACACUACACCUGUGACGACGAGGGCAACCGCAUCUGCCUGGAGGGCUGGAAAGGAAACUACUGCUCUGAACCCAUCUGCUCGGCGGACUGCAGUGAGAGGCACGGCUACUGUGAGGCCCCAGGGGGCUGUAAAUGUCGCAUGGGUUGGCAGGGUCCCUCCUGCAGCGAGUGCGUACGCUACCCGGGCUGCCUCCACGGCACCUGCAGCCAGCCGUGGCAGUGUAACUGUCAGGAGGGCUGGGGGGGCCUCUUCUGUGACCAGGAUCUUAACUACUGCACCAACCACAAGCCGUGUUCCCAUGGUGCAACCUGCACCAAUACUGGUCAGGGAAGCUACACUUGUACCUGCAGGCCUGGUUAUGGGGGCACUAACUGUGAGAUGGAAACCAAUGAGUGUGACAGCAACCCCUGCAAAAAUGGAGGCAGCUGCAAUGACCUCGAAAACGACUACUCGUGCACCUGCCCACAAGGAUUCUACGGCAAAAACUGUGAAAUCAUAGCAAUGACGUGUGCGGAUGGUCCCUGCUUCAAUGGCGGCACGUGUGUGGAGACCAUGACGGGGGGUUACACCUGCCGCUGCCCGCCCAGCUACACCGGCUCCAACUGUGAGAAAAAACUGGAUCGCUGCAGCAAUAGGCCCUGUUUAAACGGUGGCGAGUGUCUGGACCUCGGCCAGAGUGUUCUCUGCCGCUGUCAUGCCGGCUUCACUGGUGCCAACUGCCAACUCAACAUCGAUGACUGUGCCUCAAAUCCCUGCCAGAAUGCCGGGACCUGUCAAGAUGUUGUCAAUGACUACAUUUGCUCCUGCACCUUAGGCUACACUGGCAAGAACUGCAGCGUGCGCUCCGACGCAUGCGGAGAACGCCCUUGUCAGAACGGUGGCACUUGCUUCACUCAUUUCACAGGGCCCGUAUGCCAAUGCCCGAAAGGAUUUAUGGGUCCAAGUUGUGAGUUCACACUACAGCCCAGUUUCAAGCCUGCUUUGCGCCAAACUUUCCAGCCAUCUUCGGCCACGCUGACCAUCUCCUGCAUUCUUGCCAUCCUGGUCGUUGCUCUCGUGGCCGGUAUUAUCUUGCUAAGGAGGCGCAGGAGGCUGCCAGGAAGGAAGCAGCUCAGCGACACAGCAGUUUACAAUGACCUGGAGACGGUGAACAACUUGGGGGGAAGCGAGAGAGACUCCUUCCUCAGCUCGAACGGUCUGUUCAAGAUCAGCAAUAGCACAGCCCGCCUCAGCUUCGCCCCGUGUUCGGAAGGAAGGUCAGGGUACAGGCACAACCCUGUGGAGAGCAGGGCGGAUUUUAUAUGGCGGGACGAGGCAGGACUGGGUUCACUUGCUGGCCUAAGAUGAACUGAAUUUGGGGAGAACACAAGAAGACAAAUAUUAGCACUUGUUGCUCCCUUUUCUUGAUGUAAGGAGCAAAAUUGACGAGUCGAAACCCACUGUACUCCAAACAAUGGACUAGUCUGUAGAAGAUAAUUUACAAAGAUUAUUAAAAGAAUUAUACGGGGCACACCUUUCGCAGUGAAGACCCAAAGAGACAACUAUUAAGAGCCAUCUUUUGCAGGACCUACAACUAAAACCAAAUACAUGAACUUACCGUAAUGAACUGCUUUGGAGAAUUUGCCCCCAGGUGUAUGACUUUGUUUAAAUUUCAUUGUCUUUUUUUUUUCAGAUUGAUUUUAUUUUAUUUUGCUUUUCAAUCUUUAUUUUAUUUUGCUUUUCAAUCUUCCUUUGCUCAUUUUUUCCUUAUUGUGCGCACCAUCAUUUUUAGACUUUAUUAUUUAUUUAUUUGAAAAACUAUUGUUUAAGGCUUCACUUUGAUUGUGACAGAAAUAUAUUUAUACGAUGCUGAAUGAGGACAAACAUCAUUUUUUUUUGUUUUUUUCUUUUGUUUUAUGGGCAAUUGAAAAUAAAAUAUCCCAAACGUAUUCAUGGCAGGGGUAUAAGGUUUGACUGCAUUUGACUGCAAACAACAUUGCCCUGUCAUGUGCCAGUGUUUGCGUUCAUGCCAAAGUUUGUGUGGUGUUAUGUGUUUUCAUUCAUAUUUAAGUUGAUCAUAAUGUGGAUUUGUUACGAAAUAAAAGAUGUUUGAUAUAAU